AUGGUAAACAAAGACAUGAAUGGAUUCCCAGUCAAGAAAUGCUCAGCCUUCCAAUUUUUUAAGAAGCGGGUACGAAGAUGGAUCAAGAGCCCAAUGGUCAGUGUGGACAAGCAUCAGAGUCCCAGCCUGAAGUACACGGGCCCCUCGGCCGUCCACGUGCCACCAGGGGAACCAGACUUUGAGCCUUCCUUGUGUCAGACGUGCCUGGGAGACCAUGCUUUCCAAAGAGGGGUUCUCUCUCAGGAGAAGGAGUCGUGCUCGUGGGAAACUCAGUCCGGGUGUGAAGUGAAAGAGCCAAGUAAUCAUGCCAACAUCCUGACCAAGCCUGACCCAAGAACCUUCUGGACUAAUGAUGACUCAGCUUUCAUGAAACAGAGAAGGAUGGGCCUGAACGACUUUAUUCAGAAGAUUGCCAAUAACUCCUAUGCAUGCAAACACCCUGAAGUUCAGUCCAUUUUGAAAAUCUCCCCACCUCAGGAGCCUGAGCUUAUGAAUGCCAACCCUUCUCCUCCACCAAGUCCCUCUCAGCAAAUCAACCUGGGCCCAUCAUCCAAUCCUCAUGCUAAACCGUCUGACUUUCACUUCUUGAAAGUAAUUGGAAAAGGCAGUUUUGGAAAGGUUCUCCUGGCAAGACACAAAGCAGAAGAAGUAUUCUAUGCAGUUAAAGUUUUACAAAAGAAGGCAAUCCUGAAAAAGAAGGAGGAAAAGCAUAUUAUGUCAGAGCGGAACGUGCUCCUGAAGAACGUGAAACACCCUUUUCUGGUGGGCCUUCACUUCUCCUUCCAGACGGCCGACAAACUGUACUUCGUCCUGGAUUAUAUCAACGGCGGAGAGUUGUUCUACCAUCUCCAGAGGGAGCGAUGCUUCCUGGAACCACGGGCUCGAUUCUAUGCUGCUGAAAUAGCCAGUGCCUUGGGUUACCUGCACUCUCUGAACAUCGUUUAUAGAGACUUAAAACCAGAGAAUAUUUUGCUAGAUUCACAAGGACACAUUGUCCUUACUGACUUUGGACUCUGCAAGGAGAACAUUGAACAUAAUGGCACGACUUCCACCUUCUGUGGCACGCCCGAGUAUCUGGCGCCUGAGGUGCUUCAUAAGCAGCCCUAUGAUAGAACGGUGGACUGGUGGUGCCUGGGGGCCGUCUUAUAUGAGAUGCUGUAUGGCCUGCCUCCCUUUUAUAGCCGGAACACAGCUGAGAUGUACGACAACAUUCUGAACAAGCCCCUCCAGCUGAAGCCAAAUAUUACAAACUCUGCAAGACACGUCCUGGAAGGGCUCCUGCAGAAGGACAGGACAAAGAGGCUGGGUGCCAAGGAUGACUUUAUGGAGAUUAAGAAUCAUGUCUUCUUCUCCCUAAUUAACUGGGAAGAUCUCAUUAAUAAGAAGAUUACUCCCCCUUUUAACCCAAAUGUGAGCGGACCCAGCGACCUGCGUCACUUUGAUCCCGAGUUCACCGAGGAGCCGGUCCCCAACUCCAUCGGCCGGUCCCCGGACAGCCUCCUCCUCACGGCCAGCGUCAAGGAAGCGGCUGAAGCCUUUCUGGGCUUUUCCUAUGCACCUCCCAUGGACUCUUUCCUCUGA
This is a messenger RNA of Rangifer tarandus platyrhynchus (Svalbard reindeer), 1581 nucleotides long. The record is from the annotation of a GenBank genome assembly. NCBI's taxonomy places the organism in Eukaryota, Metazoa, Chordata, Mammalia, Artiodactyla, Cervidae.